Messenger RNA from Megalops cyprinoides (Indo-Pacific tarpon), 5400 nucleotides. Its product is annotated as canalicular multispecific organic anion transporter 1-like. Gene Ontology annotation, molecular function: ATP binding; ABC-type transporter activity; ATP hydrolysis activity. Lineage: Eukaryota; Metazoa; Chordata; Actinopteri; Elopiformes; Megalopidae. Gene Ontology annotation, biological process: transmembrane transport. The coding region runs from base 442 to 5121 and encodes 1559 amino acids. The record is from RefSeq and is a predicted model, not a curated record. Gene Ontology annotation, cellular component: apical plasma membrane. The transcript is spliced from 32 exons.
UUAUGAAAGCGGAUGUGUGAUAGAAUCUGGACAGGGACUCUGGGGAGAGGGAGAAGAAGACCCAACAGAAACAGUGACCGCCUUCGGGAAAGGGGGCAGGCAGGGCUUUCUUUGGCUGGAGGUCUGCGUCUAGCCAUUCCACAACUUAAAAAGCAACUUCAUCAAAAGAGAAGCUUCAGAUAGGCGUCCAAGCACCGAACACAAGGAGAGUGAAAUCGCCUCACAGAAAGCAGAGUUAAGAUUUAACCUUAGGGACUGCAAAUAGAAGUCUUUCAUGAAGCAAAGAAAGAGACACCUGCUGUUUUCUCCUCAUUAGAAAACUCUGCAGUCCUGCUGAAUCACCACUCGCCUUUGGCCCAGAGAGGCUGUUUGUGGACUGCUGAUAGACUAAGUGGGAACAUCAACCUCUCUCUCGCUGAUUGGACCCAAACUUUAAGCACCAUGUCAACUGCCUUGGACCACUACUGCGGCUCAACAUUCUGGAAUGCCUCAUUCCUGGAGCGGCCUGACCCGGAUUUGCCAGUGUGUGUGGAGCAGACGGUGCUGGUGUGGGUACCGCUGUGCGUCCUGUGGCUGUGUUCCCCCUGGCACCUCACUGCCCUCUUCAAAAGAAGGCUCUCCAAGGCACACUUCUCCAGGCUCUACAUAUGCAAACAGGUCCUGGUUAGUCUUCUGUUUCUGACUGCCGUCGCUGGUCUUGGUGUCACCUUAGGAGAGGAUUAUGGGCCGUCGAAUAACAGAAAUACAGAUGGGACAAAUCCAGCGGUUUUUUAUGCCAACCCUUUGUUGUUUGCUGUCUCCUGGAUCCUGGUGAUGUUGUGUCAGGAGGGCGUGCGGAGGAAAGGGGGCGCUGUGGACUCCGGCUCCCUGUUUCUCUUCUGGCUGCUGCUGGUGGUCUGUGAGACCUUCACCUUCCAGACGCUCCUGCGGGAGGCCCUGGGAAAGGGUGAAAUAGAAGACCUUCCACGCUUCUGUCUGUUCUACAUAUCCUAUGGCCUGCAGGUGCUUGCCCUCAUCCUGUCCGCUCUUGCUGACAUCCCCCCAGAAGCUGCGGAGUCAGUGAAAAAGAAUCCUGAAGCUGGAGCACCUUUUCUUAGUAGAAUCACUUUCAACUGGUUGAACAGUAUGGUUGUAAAUGGCUACAAGAGGCCCCUGGUGCAGGAGGACUUGUGGGAUCUGAAUGAGGAGGACAGCACCCACAGCAUCUGCCAGGCCUUUGAGGGGGUGAUGAAGUGGGAGCUGAGGAAAGCGCGGUCCAGGCUGCAAACCCACCGGGGGAAGGCCAGUCAGAGGGCAGAGGUCCAGCAGAAUGGGCUGGCCAAGGGGGUCAGCCAGGAUGUGCUGGUCAUGGAGGAAACUGGCGAGAAGAAAGGGAAGAGAAAGAAAACUAAGAAAAAGGAUGGUGAAAAGGAACCUGAUUACCCCCACUCCUGGCUUGUUUCCUCCAUAGCGAAGACCUUCAAAGGGGUGCUGAUAGAGUCUGCUGUAUUCAAAGUGCUGCAAGAUUUGCUGGCCUUCAUCAGCCCCCAGCUACUCAAGGUGAUGAUCUCUUUCACUCAAGACCCUUCCAUUUACGCGUGGAAGGGGUACACAUGCGCAGUGCUGCUCCUGCUGGUGACCAUCCUGCAGUCCAUGUUCCUGCAGCAGUACUUCCAGCGCUGCUUUAUCCUUGGCAUGCAAGUGCGCACAGCCAUCAUGGCUGCCGUCUACAAGAAGGCUCUGGUGGUGUCCAAUGAUGCGCGGAAGGAGUCCACAGUGGGGGAGACGGUCAACCUCAUGUCUGCCGACGCCCAGCGUUUCAAUGACGUCACCAACUUCAUCCACCUGCUGUGGUCGUGCCCGCUGCAGAUCAUCCUGUCCAUCGUCUUCCUGUGGCUGGAGCUGGGGCCCUCUGUGCUUGCUGGCCUGGCUGUCAUGGUGCUCAUGGUGCCCCUCAAUGGACUGCUGGCCACCAAGUCCAGGGGCUUCCAGAUGAAAAACAUGAAGCACAAAGACAAGCGCAUGAAAGUCAUGAAUGAAAUAUUGAACGGCAUCAAGAUUCUUAAACUGUAUGCCUGGGAGCCCUCUUUCGAGGCCCAAGUCCAGGAUAUCAGAGAGGAGGAGCUGAGGGUGAUGAGAAAGUUUGCUUAUUUGUCCUCCGUCUCCACUUUCAUAUUCUCCUGUGCCCCAGCCCUGGUGUCUCUAGCCACCUUUGCUGUAUUUGUGUCAGUCAGUCCUGAUAAUGUGCUGGAUGCUGAGAAGGCCUUCACCUCCAUCUCUCUCUUCAACAUCCUGCGCUUUCCCCUGGCCAUGCUCCCCAUGCUGAUCUCUGCCAUGGUGCAGACCACAGUGUCUAAAAAGCGUCUGGAGAAGUUCCUGGGAGGAGAUGAUCUGGAUGAUCGAGCAGUUCAACACCACUCCAGCUUCAACACUGCUGUGAGUGUUUGUGAUGCUACAUUUGCAUGGGAGAGAGAUGCUGAACCCGUCCUGAAAAGCAUGUCCUUGGACAUAAAGCCAGGCCGGCUUGUGGCAGUGGUGGGAGCAGUGGGAUCAGGGAAGUCCUCCUUGGUUUCGGCCAUGCUGGGAGAGUUGCACAGCCUGAAGGGUUUCGUCAACAUCAAGGGCUCUGUGGCCUACGUUCCCCAGCAGGCCUGGAUUCAGAAUGCCACACUGAGAGACAACAUCCUGUUUGGGUCCCCACUGGAGGACAGCAGGUACCACAGGGUGCUGGACGCCUGUGCUUUGAGGCCAGACCUGGAGCUGCUGCCAGGCGGGGAUGAGACAGAAAUCGGAGAGAAGGGAAUAAACCUGAGUGGUGGGCAGAAACAGAGGGUCAGCCUGGCCAGAGCCACCUACAGCUCAGCUGACGUAUACCUGCUGGACGACCCCCUGUCUGCUGUGGAUUCUCAUGUAGGGAAGCACCUGUUCGAGAAUGUGGUGGGGCCCAAAGGCUUGCUGAAGGAUAAGACUCGUAUCCUGGUGACACAUGGGAUCAGCUUCCUGCCGCACGUGGAUGAGAUUGUGGUCCUGGUGGAUGGGCGGGUCUCAGAGGUGGGGUCCUAUGAAAGCCUGAAGGCCAGUGGGGGCGCCUUCUCUGAGUUCCUGCGCACAUAUGCGUCAGAGGGGGGCAACAAACCACAGACCCUGCAAGACAUGCCAUCAGAUACAGAAGAGGUGGACACAGUGCCUGAGGGUCAGGAGCCCCAGGCAGACUGCCCACCUGAGGAUGUCGUCUCUGUGACACUGAAGAGAGAGAGCAGCCUGCGCCACAGCCAGCGCAAUAGCAGUAUAAGGUUAAGAAAACAGGGCUCUGUCAAAAAAAUCAAAGACGUUCCGCCAUCAAAGAAGGGCCAGCGGUUAAUAGAGAAGGAAACUAUGGAAACUGGACAGGUGAAGUUCUCUGUGUACCUGCAGUACCUAAGAGCCAUGGGCUGGGGCUAUUCCACCAUGGUCUUUGUGGUCUACUUCAUCCAGAACAUCGCCUUCAUUGGCCAGAACCUGUGGCUGAGUGACUGGACUAAUGAUGCGGUCGAGUACAAUGGAACAUACCCCGCCUCUGUGAGAGACAUGAGGGUGGGCGUCUUCGGCGCCCUUGGGGUGGCACAAGGGGCGCUGGUGUUCCUCGGUACCUUGUUGAUGGCCGACGGGGCCAUCUCUGCCUCUCGGAUCCUGCACAGCCGACUGCUCUCCAACGUGUUGCGUGCGCCCAUGGUCUUCUUUGACACCACACCCUCAGGCAGGGUGGUCAACCGGUUUGCGAAGGACAUAUUCACAGUGGAUGAGGCGAUCCCCAUGUCCUUCCGCUCCUGGUUGCUGUGUUUGCUGGGGGUCCUUGGGACUUUGUUCGUCAUCUGUUUGGCAACACCACUGUUCACUGUGGUCGUCAUCCCCCUGGCAGUGGUGUACUACUUUGUGCAGAGGUUCUAUGUGGCCACCUCCAGGCAGCUGCGUCGUCUCGACUCCGUGUCCCGCUCGCCCAUCUACUCCCACUUUGGUGAAACAGUCUCAGGGUUGUCCGUCAUCCGGGCAUAUGGCCACCAGGAGCGCUUCCUCAGGCAAAACGAGGCCACCAUCGAUGACAACCUGAAAAGCGUCUACCCCUGGAUCGUCUCCAACAGGUGGCUAGCCAUCCGGUUGGAGUUCCUGGGCAAUCUGGUGGUGUUUUUCUCGGCUCUGUUUGCAGUUCUAUCUCGAGAAACCCUGGAAAGUGGCAUGGUGGGACUGUCCAUCUCCUACGCUCUCAACGUGACCCAGACCCUGAACUGGCUAGUGAGGAUGACCUCUGAGCUGGAGACCAACAUUGUAGCAGUGGAGCGCGUAAGCGAAUACACAGAGAUCGAGAACGAGGCAGCCUGGAUCACAGAGAAACGCCCCCCCGAGGGAUGGCCUGAUGCUGGGAGGCUCCGGCUGGAGAACUACAAGGUCCGGUACCGGCCUGAACUGGACCUGGUUCUGCAUGGGAUCACCUGUGACAUCAACAGCACAGAGAAGAUUGGCAUUGUGGGUAGGACAGGGGCAGGGAAGUCCAGCCUCACAAACUGUCUGUUCCGCAUCAUUGAGGCAGCAGAAGGGAGCAUCUUUAUCGAUGGGGUGGACAUCGCUACUCUGGGCCUACAUGACCUGAGGAGCCGACUCACCAUCAUCCCACAGGAUCCUGUGCUGUUCUCUGGAACACUGAGGGUGAACCUUGACCCCUUUGAGAAGUUCAGCGAUGAAGACAUCUGGAGAGUUUUGGAACUGUCCCAUCUUAAGGAGUACGUUGGGGGGUUGCAGGAUGGACUGCACCAUGAGGUCACCGAAGGGGGGGAGAACCUCAGUGUGGGGCAGAGGCAGCUCCUCUGCCUGGCCAGAGCUCUGCUGAGGAAAUCACGCAUCCUGAUUCUGGAUGAGGCCACAGCUGCUGUGGACCUGGAGACGGACAACCUCAUCCAGACCACCAUCCGGAGAGAAUUCUCCCACUGCACUGUCCUUACCAUCGCCCACAGGCUACACACCAUCCUGGACAGCUCCAGGGUGAUGGUCCUUGAUGCUGGGAAGAUUGUGGAGUUUGACUCUCCCAGUGCAUUAUUCCAGAAGGGAGGCCAUUUCUAUGCCAUGGCAAAGGAUGCUGGGAUCACAUCACUUCACAGCACAGCCCUCUGAUCAGUCAUCAAAGAGGCAUAUCGGACUGCUGACAUGCAAAACUUUGAGAUUAUGCAGUAUAGUCUUUUGUAAGAACUACAUUUCCCAAAAUGCAAUGGUGGUCUUUCUCCAUUGCGUCCUCGAUAGCUGAGAAGGCAUCAUAACUUAUCUUUGACAAGCCCUGGGUGCUUUGCAGUCAUUGGGAAUGGAUACAUUUUAAAUAGUAAUCAUGAUCUAUUAUCUGUAGGUAGUUAAUUUAAUUUGACACUGUAUUGUACAGCAUGCCAUUUUACAGCAUUG